This is a messenger RNA of Mauremys mutica (yellowpond turtle), 2613 nucleotides long. RefSeq names its product ADP-ribosylarginine hydrolase (gene ADPRH). The transcript is spliced from 4 exons. The record is from RefSeq and is a predicted model, not a curated record. Lineage: Eukaryota; Metazoa; Chordata; Testudines; Geoemydidae. Bases 126 to 1259 code for a protein of 377 amino acids. Gene Ontology annotation, biological process: protein de-ADP-ribosylation. Gene Ontology annotation, molecular function: ADP-ribosylarginine-[protein] hydrolase activity; magnesium ion binding.
GGUAGGCUACGUCUCCGCUGAAACAGCGGUCAGCUGCUGCCUUCAGAAGCGGUUGCUGACAAAGGAUUGGCUGCUUCAUCUGCAAAUCAAUCCGAGAAGCGGCCGGAAGAAGGCGCAGCCUUGUUAUGCAAGAGGGCUCGGCUGCAGAACGAGUCCACGGAAGUGGAGCCACCCUGAGACACAGCAUGAGUUCAGGUCUGAUUGAGAACUACGUGGCAGCCAUGGUGCUGAGCGCAGUUGGUGAUACCCUGGGCUAUUGCAAUACAAAAUGGGAGUUCCUGCAGAAUGGCCAGGAGAUUCACAGGCAGCUUGCACAAUUAGGGGGGCUGGGAAACAUCAGUAUAGCAGGCUGGAAAGUCAGCGAUGACACGGUGAUGCAUUUGGCUACAGCUGAAGCUCUGGUAGCUGCUGGGAAACAACCAAGUUUUCCAGAGCUCUAUUCCCUUAUAGCGAAGCACUACAAGGACUGUAUGAAUGACAUGGUUGGCAGAGCUCCAGGUCCUACCUGCAUUCAAAACGCAGAGGCCCUGCAGCCAGACCAACCAGAUGGCUGGAGGAUUCCAUUUAACAAGCAUGAGGGAGGAUGCGGGGCUGCCAUGCGGUCCAUGUGCAUUGGGCUGAGAUUCUGUCAUCCUGAGCAGUUGGACAGCUUGAUUCAAGUCAGCAUCGAGAGCGGUCGAAUGACCCAUCAUCAUCCAACUGGCUAUCUGGGAUCCCUGGCUUCUGCUCUCUUUACCGCCUAUGCUGUGAAUCGCAAGCCCCCUCACGAAUGGGGGAAGGGACUGAUGGAAGUGCUGCCACAGGCUAAAGUCUACAUCCAGAAGUCUGGCUACUUUGUGAAGGAGAACCUGAAGCACUGGUCCUACUUUAAAGAACAGUGGAAAAGAUACCUGAAGUCCAGGGGAAUUUCAGAUGGAGAGUCUGUUCCUACCUUCCCCCCCGUGUAUGGUGUGAAGGAGCGAGAUGAAUUCUAUGUCUCCCUGAGCUACUCUGGCUGGGGCGGCAGCAGCGGGCAUGAUGCUCCAAUGAUUGCCUACGAUGCCAUACUUGGUGCUGGGAACUCCUGGACAGAGCUCGCUCACCGGGCUUUUUUCCACGGUGGGGACUCCGAUUCUACAGCGGCCAUUGCCGCAUGCUGGUGGGGGGCCAUGUAUGGCUUCAAUGGAGUCAAUGUAUCCCUUUACAGAGCACUGGAAUACAGAGAGCGGCUGGAGAAAAUAGCUAAGGCCUUGUAUGAGGUCAGCCAGCCAGAGGGGUAAGUCCAAGCAGAGAGGUGGUUCUAGAGCUCACAAGACAAAACUAAACUUUACAAAAUUCGUUGCAUAGCUUGCAGGGCGAGGGGAGGGUUAGAUUGAUCUUGGACUGCACUUUACUGCCUAUCUACCUGUAGCUCCUGUUCCACCCAGAAAAUGCUUGUGCUUCAGCAGUCUGUCUAGCCCCUGCCUAGUACUAGAAUAACAGGAUUAAGGAUGAAAGUGUGAGGGGGGAAAGCUGGCAGAGCAGCUGUGUUCACUCAGUUUUUUUUUUUUUGGCCAUUGCUAGCAGAAAUGCACUCACAGCAGCACCAAAGAGCAACGCCUGGUCAGCCAGGUUUGGAUUGUGUUAGUAAUAGUAUAAGAAUUUGGUACUGGGUUGAGUUUGAGUGAAAUUUUAUAUUCCUCCACAGAACAGAACCAGCACAGAGUGCUAGUGCCAGCCUUCCCUUCUCUCACAUCCCAGUGCACUCACCCCAGACACCUAGUGAGCACCUCGACAGCGGAGAGGGGAAUACAGUCUGUAGGACCCUUUCAACCCUUAGUCCUAAGGGACCAAUUAGUGUGAGGGUGGAUUUUCACAUCUUUAGUGUGGGGAGAUGCAUUUUUCUGCUUUAAGAGCAGUCAUUUGGCAUGUGUUUAAAACCUAAUUUCACAGUGUCUCUAACCAGUUGCAGAAUUUCUAGACCUUUUAUGAUUAAAUAAAAAUGUCAGUGUUCUCUCUUGCCUCCUGCUGUUAAGGGGGAAGUCAAAUCCACAUACAGUCUUAGAAUUACCCUAAGUGAAUGGUAACAUUAGGGAGAGAAUUUGCACCUUACUUAAUCUAACUGGAUCUCGUUAUGAAGAAUUAGAGCUAGGAAAUGGCGCUUGCUACCAUAUCCCAGUUAAGCGUUGAGACCUUUAGAGCUGCUGAAAGAUGUUCUUUUCUUGAAAUUUGAUGCAACUGCUGAUAACACCUUUGAAAGUUUCUUGCUUCAGUGUGCAAACAGCUAAAUUCUGUCUCUUACUCCCAAGAUGGCAGCUUUCAAGCUGAUCAUCAUUUAUCCUAUUUACGAUCCUUUACAAAAGAAUAAAAUUACUAUAGAAUGUAAUCUGAUAAUGCAGAACAAUUCUGCUCUAUGUGAAACAGUCUAGAUUUGCAAAUGAAUAGAAGAUAGCUGCUGCUUCACCACAUCAGAGUUCGACAUUGUGCCUUUUGAUGAAUUUGCAGCAGAUAUCCAGGAAAUGCUGGAAGUGUGUGAAUGAGUUUCCAAAGGAGAGGGAAAAGAGACUUGCAGUUCUGUACCUUUUGCCUGGGGUGACCUCUGGUUUUCAGUGCUCUGUCUAUAAUUAAAUAAAAGCACAUAUUUCUCAUAUUAAA